Molecule: messenger RNA, 795 nt
Organism: Pipistrellus nathusii (Nathusius's pipistrelle)
Lineage: Eukaryota; Metazoa; Chordata; Mammalia; Chiroptera; Vespertilionidae
Source: the annotation of a GenBank genome assembly
AUGUUGGAGAACCAAGAGCAGGAGGAGGUGAUCACGGUGCGUGUUCAGGACCCCCGCGUGCAGAAUGAGGGCUCCUGGAAUUCUUACGUGGAUUAUAAGAUCUUCCUCCACACCAACAGCAAAGCCUUCACUGCCAAGACCUCCUGUGUGCGUCGCCGCUACCGUGAGUUCGUGUGGCUGAGAAAGCAGCUGCAGAGAAACGCCGGUUUAGUGCCUGUACCUGAACUUCCUGGGAAGUCAACCUUCUUUGGCAGCUCAGAUGAGUUCAUUGAGAAGCGACGACAAGGUCUGCAGCACUUCCUCGAAAAGGUCCUGCAGAGUGUUGUCCUCCUGUCAGACAGCCAGUUACACCUCUUCCUGCAAAGCCAGCUGACAGUGCCUGAGAUAGAAGCGUGUGUCCAGGGCCAAAGCCGCACGACCGUGUCUGAGGCCAUCCUUCGCUACGCCAUGUCGAACUGUGGCUGGGCCCAGGAGGAGAGGCAGGCCUCCUCUCACCUGGCUACAGGGGACCAGCCCAAGAGUUGCUGCUUUUUUCCAAGAUCGGGCCGGAGGAGUUCUCCCUCGCCGCCUCCCGAGGAAGAAAAGGACCAUUUUGCGGUGUGGGCUCCUGUUGUCGACUCGGAGGCGCCCUCCUCGGAAAGCCCCCCUCCGCUUCCCCCUACCUCACCCUCACGCUGUGACUUUGCAAGACCCGAUGAAGGACCCUGCGCUCCUCCGCCUGUGAGGAGGUCCAUGGGAGGGGACCACGCUGUACCUUUGGAUCCUAGUCAGUUAGAGACAGUUUUGGAAAAGUGA